Molecule: messenger RNA, 3131 nt
Organism: Caenorhabditis angaria
Lineage: Eukaryota; Metazoa; Nematoda; Chromadorea; Rhabditida; Rhabditidae
Source: the annotation of a GenBank genome assembly
AUGAUUUUGAUAUUUUCUGCGAUAUUGAUUUUUGUGAAAUUUUGCCAUGCUGGAAUUCCUGGAACUAGUGGAGAUUUGAAUGAACCUGUGAUUCAGAAACAAUUGAUGGAUGAUGCCAAAGUAUAUUUGUAUAAAUAUGGAUAUAUCACUGGAAUUAGCAAAACUUCAAAUGGAAAAGAAAAAGAGCCAACUGAUGCGCAAGUUCAAGAUGCAUUAAAGUUAGUGAAAAUUGAGGAUUUGAAUGAUGAUUAAUUUUUUAGACGUUUCCAAUCAGCAUUUUUGUAUUAUUCUUCUGGAAAGGUAGAUGUUCCAACUCAAGCAAAAAUGGAUGAAUGGAGAUGUGCUUUAAGUGAUAUGGCAAAUGGUCAACCUAUUCCAGGUAACAAUUUUGUUCAAAAAACAUUUUUGUCAGAAAAAAAUGAUUUUUGAGAAAAGUGGUUUUUAAUAAUCUAUAAUUUUCUGAUGAUCCAUGACCUUUUAUGAAUAAAAAAAACGAUUUAUGAUUUCGUUUUUUUAUUGGGUACAUUUUUUGAAACAAAAAUCAGUUUUUCGGGUUUCCUAAUAUUUCUGACAACAAUCGAAAACUACUGUAUUCUUGAACUUAUUUCUAUAAAUAAGUUUGGAUAUCAAAUUCCAACUAAAAUUUCAUCACCCUUUUCCAAACAACUCCAUUUUUCAGCCAUCAAACCAACAGAAAUCCUCAAGAAAAAAUUGCUUACCUGGAAACUCACCGAAGUCCCAACAAAAUUGAAAUCAUCAACAUCCACACUUAAAACUGUUAUCCAACAAGCAUUCAAUAAAUGGGGCGAUUUAGCUAAUCUCAAGUUCAAGGAAACUUCAGGAACUUCAGAUAUCACUGUUCUAUUUUCACAAGCCCCAAAAACAAGUUUCAAGAGUAAUUGUUUUUUUUUAGAUAAUCAACGAUUGUUUUUUGUAAAUUCAAUAUUGAAAAUUCCAGUCGCCGCGGCAAGUUCAACCGAUUCAAAAGGUAGUAUUAUAUUUCUCGAUGCUGAUCAAGAAUGGUCUUUAAAUUCACAAUCACCGGUAAUUUUGGGUCAUCGGGUUUGAUAGUCCAAUUUAUAUAAUUUUCUCACUCGACCCUUCAAAUUUCAUCCUCAAAAUAUUUUGUUUCAGUACGAUUUAUCUCUUCAUCACACAAUUCUUCAUGAAAUUGGUCACAUCCUCGGACUUUCUCAUAAUUUCUAUCGUGGAUCAAUAAUGCAUCCAAUCUUCAAACCAAUCGUCAUUUCAUCUUCAACAAUCGACGCGAUUCCGAUCGUUGAUCGUCUUGCAAUCCGAAAAUUACUUGGUAAGUAAGUGGUUUGGCCUUCUAUUUCUCCUUCUUGAUGUUCAUGACUCACUAAUUUUUUCUGACCGGUGAAUGACUAGAUUUGCUCUGAAAAUCUUCAUUCUUUUUUUACCUAAUCAAUCAUUUUUGUUGUUUCCGGCACAGGUGUCGUUUUGCUCUUUUUUCAAAAAAUUCCAUUUUUUUUCGUCAGUCAACUCAUGUUCGUCUUGAAAUUCCUUCUCUUAUUUUCAAUUAUUAGUUUGCAAAUAAUUCUAGUUUUUACUUUUGAAACAGACAACAAUACAAUUGAAGAAGACGAAUCAGGUUUGGUUUGCAAUGUUGAUUUUCGAGUUUUUCAGCAAAGUUUGCACAUUCUUCUGGGGUUUGCUAAUUGAAAUAUUUUGAAAAAGGUUACUUAUUUCGAAUAUCUGUUUUUCAGGUUUUGGAUCAGGAGAAGCUCCCCAACCAACUCUUGACACUUUCCAAUCAAAAUGCCCUAAAUUGUUGGAUUCAGUUUUUGCGAGUGAGUUGGAUGUGGAAAACAAUUAUUGAAAAUAACUCUGGGGAUUUUGGGGACAAUUAGUGCAUCUUUAAAUUCUUCGAAAACCCUUCUUUAUUUUCUGAUUAUAAAAUAAGCUCUAGGGCUUUCAAAUAAUUGUUUUUUGGAAUCACAUAGUUUUCAUGAAUAGAACUAUGAUUAGAAAAAACAACAGUUGAAAGAUCUAGCUGUAGCCAAAAUACUGUAGUUGGAAAAGUGGAGAUUAGAAAAGUACAGUACUUGAAAAUAAAAAAAAAGUUAUUUAAAACGUGGUUUAUGAUCCCAUAAUUCUGACAAGUUCAGAGAAAAACGGAAAUUAAAAAAAGUUCAGCCCUUUCUAGAAAAAAGGUAGUAAAGAGAAAUGCCUAAACUUUGAUCCAAACGACUGCAAAAGAAUUAUAAUUUUUCCUAGUCUGCUAUUUUUUCAUGUACAGAAUUUGUUUUUUGGUGAGACUUGAAUUCUUUUCUCAAUAAAAAUAAUUAGCGAUGUGAAUUGUCAAGGGUUCGAGAAAACAGUUUUUUGAAAUUGCAGUAUUUUUCUAGGCAUUUUCUAGGGUAGAAAUAAAAUAAGAUGAUUAGAAAAGUGAUGCUUUUUUGUGAAUCACAGUAUCCCAAUAAGUUAAGUACCGAAAUCUGAAAAAAGUACAAUUUUCCAGUCAAUGAUCAAGAAUGGUUCCUGUUCCGUGAAAACAAAGUCUAUCGUCUCAAUAAUCGAAGAUUUGCUGAUGAAGGAAACCUGAUCAGCUCGGUUUUCCCACGUGGACCACAGUUUGUGAAUGCAACAGUCACUUCAGGAAAUCUAAUUUUGCUCUUUGUUGACCGAACAAUUUAUGGUUAUGAAUAUGAUGGUGUUCAAUUCCAGUUAGUUUAAAAAUUGGUUUUUCUACUUCUUUGAAAAAAAAAUAAUAUUUCACUUUUCAGAGAAGCUCGAGGUUAUCCAAAGGAAUUACACGAUCGAGUGCUCUUCUACCCACAAGGCGCGUUCCCAAUGAAUAAUGGAAGUGUUGUUCUUCUCUCAGUCAGUUUCCACUCAUAAUCAGAAAAAUCAGCGAAAUCAAUUCAAAAUAAUUUCAGGGAAAUGUUUUUGCCACCUACAAUGUUGCUCAAAAUGCUCCAUCUUUUUUGAAUGAUAAAAACCGUUAUUUCCCUAACCUUCCUGAAGAUUUCCGCGCAGGAAUUGAGAAAACUCAAGAAUUCACUGAUGCAUAUUUUAUGUUUGAUGAGGCAACAGUCACUGAUUAUGAUAUGAAUGCAAAACAGGUUUUGCAAAUCACAAAUAUUCCGGGAUUCUUAAAAUGUUUAUAG